This is a messenger RNA of Lymnaea stagnalis (great pond snail), 615 nucleotides long. NCBI's taxonomy places the organism in Eukaryota, Metazoa, Mollusca, Gastropoda, Lymnaeidae. The record is from the annotation of a GenBank genome assembly.
AUGAGCCUCGUAGUGUUCUUUCAAGUUUCCUGGAAUCAGAGCACGCUUUCUUGGAAUCGAGAAGAAUUUGAGAAUAUCAGGUCACUUAAUAUUGAUUCAAAACGAUUGUGGCGUCCAAGAAUUUUCGUUUUUGUUGGAGAUCAAGACUCACUUAAACUAGAAAUUUCCGAAACAUUUACGGUUCAAGAUGAUGGAUUGACGUAUUCCGAGAACUUCCAGCAGCUGUCUUUCCGUUGCGACAUUGCAUUUGAGCAUUAUCCUUUCGAUAGUCAAAACUGCAGCUUUGGACUGUACGAAAUGAAUGAAAACUACACGAUAGCAGCGACGCAUUUCGAUUUCUCACUGGACGAUGUCUACAGAAUCAGUGGAGAAUGGAGUCUGCUGGCUCGAAGCUACUCGAUGGUGGAAAGUAAAAAUUUGUUGACUUUUCCAAAGUUUUCAUUUACAGUUCGGCGACAUUCGACGUAUUACGUCAUAACGAUCAUCUUCCCAAUGGUUCUCACGUCUGUUCUCAUACCCCUCGUGUUCCUCAUUCCGGCGUACACGGGGGAGAAAAUUUCCUACCUCAUUGCAAUUUUUACGUCCACUGCAGUUUUUCUCAACUUCAUCAGGUGA